This is a messenger RNA of Dissoconium aciculare CBS 342.82, 1598 nucleotides long. RefSeq lists its product as uncharacterized. NCBI's taxonomy places the organism in Eukaryota, Fungi, Ascomycota, Dothideomycetes, Mycosphaerellales, Dissoconiaceae. The record is from RefSeq and is a predicted model, not a curated record. Bases 455 to 1468 code for a protein of 337 amino acids. The transcript has a single exon.
CGCAUCAGGUUGCAAACCCACUCCUCGUGUCUACUUGAUCUGUACCCCCGAAAAGUAUACUGGUUAUACUUGGAUCAUCGCCUCGUCCUUCUGCCGUUUGUCUUAUCGCUCUGCAACUGUGCCGCUGCCGACACCCUAAUUAUACAGUACUGACGACGGGCGGCCUCGACCAUAUCGGGAAUCGCCUCUGUGCCUAUCUCUCAUCACACUCACCUGAAGGAGGACCUUCGGGCUUUGCAGGUGUGCGCCACGGAUCAUCUGCCCUAUAGUCUGGCUCGCGUGCUGCUGCGGUUCACCUCGACUCGAACCAGCCCCAAAAAGACGUCACCACCAACGCCAACACCACGCAACCUGCACAGCCAGAAUCAAAAGGUCCCAAGAUUCGGGUCUCAGGUCAAUCCUCUGGUCCAGUGAGCACAUCUGUGUUUCCCAUCGCCAAGCGACUCUCGAUAUCAUGCUCCUAACUUUGGUGAUGCCGCAAUCACCUUACCCAUCAUCUCACACCACUGCUCGCACGACAAUGUCACUCGCCAUUUUACCAUCUGCACCCAUGGCUUAUAGCAACUCUUCCAAGCCUGUACUCAUGGGCUCCAAUCUACCUUCUCCUUCGAAGCGUCCUAAGCUUUCGUUGAACACUGCAGGCGCCCCAUCCGUCACCUUCGGGAAAGGUUCAACAAGCCUUCGUCUCGAUACUCUAUCAGCUGUGUCUCCGACGAGUAGGAACACCUUCAGCAAUGCAUACAACCCGAUUCAGCCAUUGCGAAAGUCAUUAUCAACACACUCUCCUCGCUCACCGCGAUCGCCUCGAUCGUUGCGCGUCCGGAGCUCAAAGCCAAGAACAUCGGAAGACGGCUUUCUAAAACCUGCCUCGUCACUUGAAUCAAGAACGUUCCCGUCAACACUACCACCAGUUGACCAAAACAUGCUCGAGGUUCCCUAUAAGCUCGCCUUGGGCGUGAUUUCGAUCCUGGCCAACAGCCCGCUCCCACGAUUGUCGCAUCACGACAAAGUUUCGGCAAAUGCUGAAGCGCGUCCUGCGCGGACGAAGCGAGUCUCUUUCCGCGCACCGUUAACGGAGGAGAUCCAAACGACCAAAUUUACCUUGCGACACUCCGAUAUCGAAUCUUCCACAUCGUCCAUCUCCACUCUAGAUCUUUCAAGGUCGGAGAGGAGGCCUUCGAGAGACGAAGUUGACGCGCGUGUUGCUCAGGACGAGCAAGACGAGGGUGUUUUUGGCGUCGAUUCGAAGACGGAAUCAAUAUCUCCUCAGACGGGCGAGAAGCGGGAAUCUUCCGACGAGGAGGACAGCGAUACGUGUCCUGUGACGCCAGUGGUGGGACGGAGGAAACGCCAGCGGGAGUGGGUCUGGACUUUGGGACCUGAGAAUCAAUCUGAGUACGAGACCCACUUUGCUAGCGAAGAUGUCGGCGCAAAGGAGACAUUGUUUUGUGACUUGACUCAUAGGUAGACAGAGGGAUGGACAUGGGAGUCAUUUUGGUUGGCUCGUCGCAUGAGAUACCCAUUGUUUCCACGCUUUACGACCAAUAUCUAGGUAAUCUGAUGGAUGAAAGAUGAACGAAUAUAAUAAUCACUACACA